AUGGCCCGCCACAUCACCCUAACCCAAUCCUACGGCGAGCGCUCCGAACAAGGCAACCUCACGCCCCUCGCCGCCUACCUGCUCCAACUGAUCCACACAAAACGCACCAACCUCUGCGUCUCCGCCGAUGUCACGACGACCAGCGAGCUCUUGAAGAUUGCAGAGGAGGUGGGAGAUCACAUAUGCAUCUUGAAGACACAUGCGGAUAUUAUCACGGAUUUUGGAGAGAGGACGAUCAGGGGCCUGAAUGAUGUGGCCCGGAGGAAGCAUUUUGUCGUGUUUGAGGAUAGGAAGUUUGGGGAUAUUGGGAAUACGGUGCAGCAGCAGUAUGUGGGAGGACCGUUGCAGAUCGUGAGGUGGGCACCAAUCGUCAAUUGCCACAUCUUCCCAGGUCCAGCCGUAAUCACAGCUCUUUCACAAGCAGCACAGAAGGCCAUCGCGUCAUACAACACAUCAGUCUCUACGGAAAUUCGAGCGUCUCCGGCAACGUCAGUAGCAGACGGAGCAGAAGAAGAAGAGAGCAGCGAAGAAGAGAGCGAGGACGAGGAGGACAGCGAUUACGACCACAACAUCAGAAAGCAGUCUGUGGUAUCUGUCAGCACGACCAUCAGCAUGAAGAGUGAAGCACUCAGCCCAGCACCAGGAUCGAGGCCUUCGAUUUCGAGAGUGACCUCGGAUGACGGCGAGAUUGACGAUCCAGCAGCUCUGGCAGCACUCGGUCCACCGCCUUACUAUCGAUCCCUACUCAUUCUGGCUCAGAUGUCGUCCGCCAACAACUUCUUCACACCAGAGUACACAGCCGCCUGCUUGAAGCACGCACGCGAGAACUUCGAGUUUGUCAUGGGCUUCAUCGCCCAAAAAGGCAUGAACGAGAAGCCGGAAGACAACUUCAUUACCAUGACACCAGGCGUACAACUUCAAGCUGGUGGCGACGGCCUAGGCCAACAGUACAACACUCCCCAGAAAGUCAUUGGUGAAGCGGGUAGUGAUAUUAUCAUCGUGGGACGCGGCAUUAUUGCUGCAGCGGAUCGCAAGGCAGCUGCUCUCGAGUAUCGCAAACAGGGAUGGGAGGCGUAUCGCGAGAGGACACGGGCCGCCAGACAGCAGAGGCGAUAG
Fulvia fulva is the source of this 1116-nucleotide messenger RNA. Its product is annotated as Orotidine 5'-phosphate decarboxylase. The coding region runs from base 1 to 1116 and encodes 371 amino acids. The transcript has 2 exons. Gene Ontology annotation, biological process: 'de novo' pyrimidine nucleobase biosynthetic process; 'de novo' UMP biosynthetic process. Gene Ontology annotation, cellular component: cytosol. NCBI's taxonomy places the organism in Eukaryota, Fungi, Ascomycota, Dothideomycetes, Mycosphaerellales, Mycosphaerellaceae. Gene Ontology annotation, molecular function: orotidine-5'-phosphate decarboxylase activity. The record is from RefSeq and is a predicted model, not a curated record.